Messenger RNA from Sceloporus undulatus (fence lizard), 1736 nucleotides. It is a transcript of the gene DBR1, whose product is annotated as debranching RNA lariats 1. Gene Ontology annotation, cellular component: nucleus. The record is from RefSeq and is a predicted model, not a curated record. Bases 26 to 1645 code for a protein of 539 amino acids. Gene Ontology annotation, biological process: mRNA splicing, via spliceosome. NCBI's taxonomy places the organism in Eukaryota, Metazoa, Chordata, Lepidosauria, Squamata, Phrynosomatidae. The transcript is spliced from 8 exons. Gene Ontology annotation, molecular function: RNA lariat debranching enzyme activity.
UUUGCGCCUGCGCAGAAGCCGGAGCAUGAAGGUGGCGGUUACUGGCUGCUGUCAUGGCGCUCUGGACAAAAUGUACGCAACCCUGGAGCUCCUGGAGCAGCGCCACGGACAGCCGCUCCCGGACCUGCUCCUCUGCGCCGGAGACUUCCAGGCCGUCCGCAACGCCGCCGACCUCCGCUGCAUGGCGGUCCCAGCCAAGUACCGGCAACUGGGGGGCUUCGCGAAGUAUUAUUCAGGAGAGAAGAAGGCUCCUGUCUUGACCAUCUUCAUUGGGGGCAACCAUGAGGCUUCCAAUCAUUUGCAAGAGUUACCGUACGGUGGAUGGGUGGCACCCAACAUCUACUAUCUAGGUUAUGCUGGUGUAGUAAAGUACAAUGGGGUGAGAAUUGGUGGACUCUCUGGCAUCUUCAAGUCUCAUGAUUACAGAAAAGGUCACUUUGAAUGCCCACCAUACAACCAGCAAACAGUAAGAAGUGUCUACCAUGUGAGAAACAUUGAAGUCUUUAAGCUCAAGCAGCUAAAGCAACCUAUAGACAUAUUUAUGUCCCACGAUUGGCCAAGAAGUAUAUAUCAUUAUGGAAACAAGAACUUGCUACUUAAGAAGAAAUCCUUCUUCCGCCAAGAAGUGGAGAGCAACACUUUGGGGAGCCCUGCUGCCUCAGAACUUUUGGAAUACUUAAAACCCACAUAUUGGUUCUCGGCACAUCUGCAUGUAAAAUUUGCAGCAUUGAUGCAGCAUCAGGCCAAUGGCAGUGGGCAGCAUCCCAAAACAACAAAAUUUCUGGCCCUGGAUAAAUGUCUGCCACACAGAGACUUCAUGCAGAUUGUAGAGAUCCCACAUGACCCAAAUGCAUCAAACCACCUGGAAUAUGAUCCUGAAUGGAUUGCUGUUCUGAAGGCUACUAACAGUCUCAUCAAUGUAUCUGCGAAUUCCUGGAAUAUGCCUGAAAACAAUGGACUUCAUGCAAAAUGGGACUACAGUGUUUCAGAAGAAGACAUCAAGGAAGUUUUGGAAGAAGCAAACCAUGAUCUUCAGGUUCCACAUAACUUCAGUGCUACAGUUGCUUGUUAUGAUGGAAAUAUGUCCCAGCAGAACACAGAACCAAUUCAUAGAAUCAAUCCCCAGACCACAGAGUUCUGUGCUCGAUUUGGUCUUACAGAUAUUAAUGAUAAAAUCCAGCAGCUGAAAGAAGACAUACUGGAACACAAAGAUAAUGAUGAUGAUGAAGAAGAUGUGGAUAGUAUUGGGUCAACAGAAGAGCCUAGUGACUAUAGUACAGAUACUUCUGCUUUGUCAUCUUCCGUCAACCCUGAUGAAAUAAUAUUAGAUGAAGACAGUGCUGACGAAGAUCCUGAGACCCCAUUGGACCCAUCACAUGAGUACUCUUCUAGCAUUUCUGCAGCAUUUUCUGAUGUCAGGAUCUUGCCAGAUUCUAUGACUGUGUCACCAAAUGAUACUGCGGACUCUGUGGAUGCUGAACUGGAGAAAUCAAAUGAAAAAAACCAGUUGGAAGAACAAAGUCUUAGUGAGAACUUAUUGAAGAGGAUAAGUGGUGAAAAAGAAGAAGGGAAAAGUGGUCCAAAGAGAAUUAAAAGGCGAAAUCAGGCUAUCUAUGCUUCCAAAGAUGAAGAUGAGGUGGAAUGAUGUUCACUCAGAACUAAGAGUAAAUCUUUUAUUGCUAUGGUUCUCUAAAAUAAAUAAAUCCUCUGGAGAACUUUUUUUAAAAAUUGCAGCA